AGGUGGGGCGGUGGCCCGGGCGCGGCGCAUCCAGCCCCGGGGUUGGGGCGGUGCUGCCCUCGGCCAGGCGGGAGCGGCUGCGGCGGGUGCCGGGAGCGGCUGUCAGGCAGCGAGCGGCGCUUGCGGGGCGGGCAGCCAUGCGGCGGUGGAGGCUCCUUCCCUUGGCGGUGCUUCUCGCUCUCCUGGUCCCCGUCAGAGGCAAUUUUGAUGACUUCAGCUUAGAAGAUGCAAUUGAAACUACGAAGAAACCUCCUCCAUUGAAGCCUCUUCCAUCAAAGAAGCCUCUUCCAUCAAAAAAGCCGCCACCAUCAUCAGAUUUCAAUGAUUUAAACUUGGAAGAUGGUCUUCAGCCUGAUGACCCCAAGCCAGGUCCACCUGCAAAUCCUAGAGACACUGAUAACCCCAAGCAAGGUCCACCUGUACAUCCUAAAGACACUGGCAACCUUGAUGAUUCAGAUCUAUACGAUGGCAGUUUACCAAAAGGAGGCGGCGACGGUAGUGGCAGCAAUGAACGGAAAGGCCCAAGUCCAAAGAGUGGUGAAGAAGCUGAGGGUUCUCAGGGAGCAAUAGCUGGAAUUGUGAGUGCUGUGCUUGCUACUGUGAUUGGAGCAGUGUCUAGUUUCAUUGCUUACCAGAAGAAGAAACUCUGUUUCAAACAAAGCGCAGAUGAAGAGAAUGUGAAUAUGGAAAGCCAUCGAGGAGCACAAUCUGAGCCACCUGUGCAGCGCACACUUCUGGAGAACUAAAAGAAAACAUGGUGAAGAACAGAUCACUGAAACUGGAUACAGAGUCUGCGUUCUGCCUGAAAGAAAAAAAAAAAAGGAAACAAAAAAGCAUAAUGUAAACAACAGAGUCUAAAGUUGCAUGAGGAAACACUUCUUGUUUGCUAAACACCUCUGGGAGUGUGACUUAGACCUAAGUACUUCUGUAUGGUUAGCCCUGUGAAGCAUUGUUGCACACCAAUAUAUGGCCUUAAUGACAGGAGUGUAGAAGUAUGUUGUGCCUUUACAUUCUUUCCUUUACUCCUGUGACAAAUGGGUGUGUCUCAAGCGCAUUCAGUAUGUUCAACUUUUUCUUACCUCUCCAAAACCAAUAAGCAAUUAAUAUUUUGUUAUGCCUUUGCUUUCAGGCAGUGCAAACAUUUUUUUUAAUAUCCUGUAUGCAGUGAGCGUACCAACCAAACAACUUGGUGUGUGUUGUGGGCACCUGAAAGCAAAUGGCUCACUGGUAUGGGUAAUGGAUCUGGGUGUGGGUGCUGCUGAUACAAUCUGUGUAGCUGCCUGGGUCAGCCACCAGGGAAGGGAUACUUGUUCUUGAGCAUCCAAGAGACAAAAAUUCAGUCUUGUUUUUGCAUUUUUUUUCAUUGCAUCUGUCUGGUACAGAUUCAGAACACCCAAACUAAUGUACACAGAACCUUCAACCUUUCUGGUGCUUCCUGCUUAGCAAGUACGGAGCUGGUCAGAUGUGGAAAAGCCUGAUUUGCAAAUCAGAACCAUAAUUGGAUUUUGUACAUCUGGUGAGAUUGAUGUUUGGCAGCUGCCUAAACAAUAGAUGAAGUAUUGGGGUGUGGAAAUUAACAUCUUCAGGCUUCCAUAACCAAAAAUUUAACAGAAAACUGUUGAAUUCAGAAGGCUUGCCAUACACACUUAAAAGACAGAACCAGUACUACAAUUCUAAAGUACAGAAUAGCAAGACUGACUGGAACAACCCAGCCUCACUCCACAAGCAUUCAUUGAACAUUAUAAAUAGCAUAUGUAUGAAGAAUGCUUUUGGGCUUGUGAAGAAUUUCCAUCGGGAUAAGGACCUAUGAUUGCAUCCUCAGCUGAAAGCACUUGUGAGCUUUGCUCUUGAAAGCCACAGGAGGGUUUCAAGUAUCUGUGGAAACAUGGAAAAUUGCAACUCCUAACAGUUAAGGGACUAAGUCUGGAAUAAUAACUAGUUCUGUCUAGAAGGAAUAGUCUGACCAGUUCUGUUGACUUUCAUUCUAAUUGUUUCCAAUUUUCAUGCCAUUUUACAGUAUGUGUCUUACUAAUGUGCUUCAGCCACCUGGUUCUACAGAAAUAUGAUAUUUCAUGGAACAUCUUAGAAAUCAUUAUAAAUUUGGAUAUUAAACAUGUAAAUAUAUCUGUACAUUCAAAUAUGAAUGUAUGCCAAGGAUAAUUCAUUUAAGAAUUUCUUGUAUAUGUUUCUUAGCUUGCAACAAAGCUUUACACAGAUUUUAGUAUUUUGUAUUGGAAUUAAUUUGUAGACCUCGUUUUGCCCUACUACUUUUAGUAUAAAAGUGCUAAAACCUUUAAGUGUGUUUAAGGGUGGAAAAGUGAUUUUUUUAUAUAAACAUUUGAUCUGUGUAAAUACAAAAUGAAAUGUACUGCUUAUCUGUGUGAAUAAACAGGUAUAAUAAAUGCCAAGUGUAGAGAAAACAGAAAUAAGCCAGUGUUUGUUAGGGAUAGAAUGGCGGGGGAAGUUCAAACUAGUUUUUAGCUAACCAGACUCUUGAAUCCUUCUUCAGCUUUUGCAAGCCUAAGAUUUACUUACUAAAACCUCUAUGAACAUUGUGAUUUUUUUUCUAAAAAUAAACUUAAAAAAAAAGAAAAAGAAA
Molecule: messenger RNA, 2599 nt
Organism: Falco peregrinus (peregrine falcon)
Lineage: Eukaryota; Metazoa; Chordata; Aves; Falconiformes; Falconidae
Gene: CD99
Product: CD99 molecule (Xg blood group)
Exons: 11
Coding region: 138-746 (202 amino acids)
Biological process (GO): positive regulation of neutrophil extravasation; homotypic cell-cell adhesion; T cell extravasation
Source: RefSeq, a predicted model, not a curated record